AUGCGCACGAAAACUCCAGCACUUACCAGAAAAUCUCGCUCGCCGACUCCCGACCGUUCUUCUAGGUCUCAAUUCUUCGGAACUUCUCCUCCUCGUCCUAGCAGAACCUACGGACGAAAGAACCAAAAUCGAUCUCGUCAGAAUACUCCUUCACACCGCCACGCUAUGCUUCCCCGUUCUGCCAGCCCCCCAAUCGCGUCCUCUUCCAGGUUUCCGAUAUACGACUUAACACUUGACUAUGAGGAGCCGAUCGUUCUUCCGGCCACGCCCCCUUCGACUCCUCCAUCCGGCUCUACUUCUAAUGCAGGCACAAUUACUGGACCUAACUCUUUGUUCGCAUCCAAGGUCGCAGAUACUGCGCUAGUGAAAUCCAGCGACGAUGACGACGAACCGGUGUUCAUUUCAAUGAUGCCAUCAGGUAUACCGAAGCCCUCCACGGAAGUAAAAUUGAACGAUCAUGAGGCAGUUCGUCGAGCAAAUACUGACCUUGAGAACAGUCUCCGGAAUGCUCAUGACCGCAUCAAAGCUCUUGAGGCAGCCGCAAACGCUCAUAAUGAAUGCCCAUGCUGUCUGGAAGUGAUGUUUCAACCGUUCAUUCUGUUGUGCGGUCAUACUUUUUGCAAAGACUGUCUUCUCAGGCUCUCCGACGUGUAUCUCAAAGGGAAGAUGAAUUUCGCAUGUCCUGAUUGCCGCACUCUUCAAGGACGCUUUACUCCUAUCCCCAACUAUGUCUCUCAGCACAGUGUCGACCAAAUGUUAGGAUCUAAAGGCAUCAAACCUCCCUCCCGCCUACCACUGCAGUGGCCGCUCCGAUUCCGAUCGGGGCCUGUUUCUCUCCCCUUCCCUCGCCGCAAUGGAACCUAUCCUGUUUCAACUCCCACUUUCGCACCUGCCCCGUUCCCCGUUUCCAUUGAUGUUGAUGACGAUUAG
This is a messenger RNA of Lentinula edodes (shiitake mushroom), 930 nucleotides long. RefSeq lists its product as uncharacterized. The record is from RefSeq and is a predicted model, not a curated record. The transcript has 5 exons. Bases 1 to 930 code for a protein of 309 amino acids. Lineage: Eukaryota; Fungi; Basidiomycota; Agaricomycetes; Agaricales; Omphalotaceae.